GUGGCGUGUUCAUUCUGCUACAGUACGUCCGCAGUGUGCGACAGGAAACGCUCGGCAGCAGGUGCCGCCGCUGAACAUGCUUCCACCCAAACUCCUCCUGCUCUCACUGGCUGUGCUCAAACUCAUCUCUCCCCUGGAGGCUAAACGGUGCGGCAAAGGUUAUCGCACACAUGAAGGACAUUGCGCUCCGUGUCCGAAAAAUUACUACCAGCCUGAGGAAAACGACUCCGCAACGUGCACACCAUGUACAAGAUGCAGCUCGAAGGAUGGAAGUCUUGUGAAGGACGUGUGCACGAGCGUCUCCAACACCCGGUGCCAGUGUCGGCCAGGGUUCGUUUCACUGGAGCCCGGUUCCAUCACCUGCUACUGUGACGUAGGAUUUGGAAACACUGACCAAGAGUGUGUAAAAUGCAGAGACGGAUAUUUCAACAACAUCCAGAACUCACCCUGUCAAAAGUGGAAAGAAUGUAAGUCGGGAGUUAAAACCCCCGGAAACACCACCUCGGACGUCACCUGUAACGACCCGAGCGACGACGCCGUCGCGGAGCAUUUCCUCACACGUUUAACAUCCCUCCGCCCACGGGAGGAGCCUCGGACUCGGCCCCCACGCGCCACGACCACCGCCACCGCAGCUUCUCCACACCACAGAGGCACCACGAGGAGAAGCGAGGCCCCCACCUCGCCCUCCAGCACGGACUACACCAACUACAUCGGCAUGGCCCUCCUCAUAUUCGGCGUCGUGGGGCUCGUGAUGCUGACCGCCGUCACCUGCAAGCUGCACAUCUUCCCCUGCCUGCAGGAAAAGCAGCCAGAACCACACAACCCAUCGUGUCGGCGGCCGGUUGAGGAGAGCGGCGACGGGAGCCUGUCCAUCUUAAAGGUCAAUGCGGAGGAGCCCUGAGGUGAACGCCUCUCUGACAACAACCUACUGUGAAUGAUCCAAUAAUCACCAGCAGAAUAUUCGGGCUGGCCACGCAUACAUUUUUUAUAUUUCUGAAAUAUAAAAAAAAAAAACGAAACAAAUAGAUUUACCGUAUCUGUAUUGUAGCAGGUCCAGUCAUAAAAGGUUUAGUCAAUAUUUGACUGAUUUAACAAAAUUUGAAAAUCUCUCAUACCUCACUGUUAGUCUGUUACCUGUACGAUUACAUCAAUUCAAACUAGCUUGAAGUAACUGAGCUGUUAGACUUUGUUUUAAGGCAACUGUACUAAAAACAUAUUUAAUAUCAUGUUAAUAUUUAUUACAAAUUUGGUCAUGAAGAGUAUGAUCUCACACCUUAUUCCACUAAGUGUUAUUCUACUUUGAACAAUGCUCUUUUCCCCCUUCCCCAAAUGCACAUACAGUAUAACCCUACAUUGCUGCUUUUUCUUCCUAGUGACCUUAUAUAAUGUGAUGUUAACGGGGCAAGUGACAAACCUCUGAGAAAUGCAGUCUGGGCAGUAUAGUAGUGAACGGGUCCGGGUAAAACAGUACCCGGGAGCGGUACCGCGUGCGUGGGACCCGGGGAGUUCCCCGUGAGGAGACGCGUGUGCUGCUUUUUUUCCCGUGGAGACGCGCUUCCGCUCAGAUCUUCGUUUUGAGACGUUGGAAAGAUUGAUGUUGUAGACGUGCGGACUUUGAUGUUGUUUAUGCCCCACGGGAGACUUUCCCCACAGCGGUACGGUAAGAGGAGUUCUGAAAGCGUGCCCUCGUUAUUUUCAUUCAGUUGUCACGUAUCAGAUCCACGCAGCCACAGGUGGCCUGGCGUGUACCUGGCUCACUGGUGGGACGUUACCUGGAAGAAAAUGGGUUCCAGCUCAUUCAGUGCACAUAACAGUUGGUAUAAAAACAGACAGCUUGUGUAAUUGUUGCUAAUGUUGAUGGAUCCGUUUGGUUUUUAUACAGAUUUUUGUACAGUCAAUUCGUUUUAGAAAUGUUAUAACAAAGGUUUAUGGGAUUCAAGGCAGAAGUAAAUCUGACUUUUUGAGGUUUUUGUUUUGUUUUGUGUGAUACAAUUUUAAAUUUGAUUACAUUUGUUUAAACGGAAUCAAAUUUCUUUGUGUUAAAAUGUGAAAUGUGACAAAAGAGAAGCUUUUCUUACUGCUCAUAACACAAGACUGUUAACCCACGGGUGGUUUUUACAUUUAUGCAGGUCUGAAAUCUUAAUAAAGAUGUGAACUGAAGUAAAAGGUGCGUUUGUAUCGUGAAAUUAAGACGUUUGAGCAAAGAAGGCCUGUUUUAUUUUUAAUAUUUCUUCUGUCAUGACCUGCUUUUUGCUUCUGCUCAGUAAUAUUUAUUCUCGGUUUGAGUGUGUGAAUAAACAUUUUUACGUGAACCUGCCUUUUCCACCGUUUACAGAAACCUUUUUUUUGCAAAAAGCACGGGCAAAU
Messenger RNA from Betta splendens (Siamese fighting fish), 2367 nucleotides. RefSeq names its product tumor necrosis factor receptor superfamily member 4. The transcript has 7 exons. Gene Ontology annotation, biological process: regulation of cell population proliferation. Gene Ontology annotation, cellular component: external side of plasma membrane. The record is from RefSeq and is a predicted model, not a curated record. Gene Ontology annotation, molecular function: cytokine binding; signaling receptor activity. Lineage: Eukaryota; Metazoa; Chordata; Actinopteri; Anabantiformes; Osphronemidae. The coding region runs from base 77 to 901 and encodes 274 amino acids.